AUGAUCAAGACAAAAAGCGGGAGUAUUUUUAAUGUGCAAGGAGUUGAGCUGACCGAUGUUUUACCCCUCGGGCCACAGAGUCGAUCGUUUGAGAGUCGCUGGUAUCGACUUCACCACUAUGCUGCCGGUUUUCAUACAAUUGACAUCCCAAAGAGUAUGUCUUCAACAGUGAAUCUCGUUCUUUGUGACUUGGUGAGAAAACAACGUGGACUCCCGGAAAGGAUACUUAUAGAAAAACAAAAAAAUAUUUGUGUCAAGGAUAACUGGUACAAUGAGAUCCCGGAAAAGAAGUUAAAUUGGAAAAUGAGAGGGAAUCAUCCAGCACUGAUCGUUCUUCGUGAUCCAAUCGAGAGAUUUGUCUCGAUGUACGGAUAUUUGUGCAAGGAAAAACAUUUGUGCCCAAAAAGGAUGGGCAUUCAUCAAUUUGCCGCCUGGACAAAUCGAUUACUGAAUGAAAAAGCUGAAAAGAAAAGAAUAUGGACGGAUUUACUUCGACACAUUCAACCAUCUUUUUGGUACGUGUACGAAAACCGGAAAUCGCUGCCACAUGGCAACGUUGAGGUUGUGUUCCAAACGACGGAUCGAAAAUCGACAGCCCGUCAAUUUGAACGAAUUUUUGUGAGGAGAGGAGUUCCUUCAAAGAUUGCACAUUGGGUAACUCAUCUAAUCCGCGAGAAAUUCGUUAACUCUAACAAAGGCAACAAAGACGUCAAGGGAAUAAGAGACACGACAACGGCAAAGAAAUGGAAGAAACAACUCGAGUUGAAACCCGAAUUGAUCAGAGCUUUGAGAAAGCAUCGAAUAGAAUUGCCGGAUGAGAUCAGAUUAUUAGAGGAUGGAGGAGCUGUUUUGAGGGAUAAUUGCAUGGGUCCUCGUCUUGGUAUUGCCGGGAAAUCAAUCCCAAGACGAUAUUGUAAAUUU
Molecule: messenger RNA, 921 nt
Organism: Mesorhabditis belari
Lineage: Eukaryota; Metazoa; Nematoda; Chromadorea; Rhabditida; Rhabditidae
Source: the annotation of a GenBank genome assembly